UAUACUCACCACUUAAUGUCGGAAUCUUACUAGUAUAAACGCGCGGGCGUAAUUUCUGUUGUUGUUUUUAUCAAACAGCGGAAAACAUCUGUAUUAUAGAAAGCGUCAUUUCCUCGUUGAAAGAUAAACAUUUUUACUACUGCAGAAACGUUUCAAGCAGAAGCUAUUUCUGCGGUGAUUCACCUGGUAGUAAUUAGUGUUGUACAUAAAGAACAGAGGCAAGGAGGUUAAGAAUUAUUUGAGAUUGUUUCCUGUUUCACGAUGAAAAACUUAAUGGAAUUUAAAGUCUAUUUAUUCAGUGUGUUGACAGUUGCUUACGGCUGUUCAGAACCGGAGGGUGGUUACAAAGAGCCCACGCCGGCGGACAAUGUUUUCUAUUCAAAACACGUCGUCGUCGGUGAAGUAACUGAACUUUUACAACCGGAUCCUAUUUUCGAAGAUAUGUAUGGCAAUAGUACCUACGGUGCCAUGGUAACGGUCCGGUGUACAUACAAGGGCGGACCACUACCCGGGCGUAUUCAGAUAGGAGGGGCAGGUUAUAUACCGGGACACUGCUCAUCUAAAGACCUGGAGAAAGGAAAGAAAUAUGUAUUGUUUCUACGCGGAAAAGAAGAGAAUGGACACUCAUACGAACAAAGCCAAAUAGCCGUCUUAGAAGAUGAAUUGAAGAAUUAUUUAAACGUCUGUGACCUACACAUGCAGUAUCCUGAAGAAAAAGGUAUGGCGUUGGAGCGUCCUGUGUGUCCUGCUGCAAGCAAACUUGACACGUGCAAGCGCCACGGUGAAGCAAAACAACCGAAAACGGUGGAGAUAGUCACCGUAAAAUCAAAACCGGUUUAUACGCAAGGUGAAAACACGGAACAGACGCCGGAGCCCGUCGUUGGAAAGAGCAAGACAGACGAGCAGAAUACGGCCAUGACAGUGAUGACGUCACUAUCCGCAAUUUUAGUCUGUGUUGUGAUUCAGUUAAUGAUGUGAAUGAAUCAUCAUUCGUUAGGAAAGAGCAAUUUCAUAAGGAAAAUUUACUAAAAUUACAAAAUUUUAAACAUUACUCCUCUAUUGUAUCGCUUUCAGUCUAUCCACAGCAUACAGACUGGUUAUUACAUGAGCUGCACCAUGAGAAAACCAACAUAGUGCGUUUGCGACCAGCAUGGAUCCAGACCAGCCUGCGCAUCCGCGCAGUCCGGUCAGGAUCCAUGCUGUUCGCUAACAGUUUCUCUAAUUGCAAUAGGCUUUGAAAGCGAACAGCAUGGAUCUUGACCAGACUGCGCGGAUGCGCAGGCUGGUCCGGAUCCAUGCUGGUCGCAAACGCACUAUGUUGGUUUUCUCAUGGCGCGGCUUACAUAAGCUUCCCUUAUUUAUAGACUUGCAUAUUUAACUGUUCGUGGAAAUUAAAACCAAAGGAUCAAUAUACUACCUGAUUUGUGUCACACAUAGAAAUACAAAAAAAUAUACAAUGAGGUUCAGUGAAAUUUGAACAAAAGAAUAAAUAAACUCGCAGACAACACAAUUAACUUCAGAUUCGCUGCAAAAAUAAUGAAUGCAGUGGGUUUGUCAUCCUUAUGAGUCAUAGCCCUUCAUAAGGCAAAGGUCAAUUAAAUAUAAAGUAACUGCUAAUAUUUUCAAUCGACACCACAGAACAAUCAGAUUUAGAUUUGACAUAGAUAUUGGGACCAAUAAAUUAUGUUAUCAUUUUCUUCUAAAAUUCUGACCAUGUUUGAAAAAUUGACUGCAUAUUAGUUUUUGCAGCUAUAAGAUAUCAAACAAAACAAGGUACACUCACUGCUGCACUACCCAUUAGGUCAAAUCAUAGGAAAGAACAUGCUAACACUCUUGAGACAACAUUUUGACUUCAUAAAACUUUGUCAGAAUGUUUUGUUUUCUCUCUAUUAAAUCUAGACUAAGUUCAAAAUUGGUUUACCUGAUAUAAAAAAAAACUAGAUCACUGGAUCAAUCAUAGAAAAAAAACAUUGUUAACACUCUAUCUAAAGACCAUAUUUUUUCAUUUAAUCUUCAUAAAAAAUGUGAAAAUGUUUAUCUCCGUGAAAUAUAUUUCAGAUUCAAAACUCGGUUAUCUGAGAUCUUGAAGCAGGUCACAUGGUCAAAUCAUGGUAAAACCUUUUUAACACUCUAGAGGCAACAUUUGCUACUUGAUAGUCAUAAAACUUUGUCAAAAUCUUUGUCACUAUGAAAUCUAGGUAAGGUUAGAAACUGGAUUAUUUAGGUCAAAUACUAGGUCACUGGGUCAAACCAUAGAAGACAUUGUUUGCACUCUAAAGGGCAAAUUUUCUGCCUGAUUUUCAUGAGACUUGGUCGGAAUGUUUGUCUGUUUUAAAUGUAGGAUAAAUUUGUAACUGGUAUAAAGUCAAAUCAAAGAAAAAUCUUUGUUAACACUUUAGAGGCAACUUUUGAACUUGAUCAUCUUGUAAAUCUUUGUCAGAAUGUUUGCCUAUAUGAAAUCUAGAUCAAGUUCAGAAGUGGGGUACCAAAGGUCAGAAACUAUGUCACUAGGUCAAAUCAUUGAAAACACUUCGAUACUGAUCAGCCGGAUAUACAUAAAACAUGGUCAAAAUGUUUGUCUCUAUGAAAUCUAGGCCAUAUUAAAUACAGUGUUAUCUGGGUUGAGAACUAGGUCAGGCGACCGAUACAGGGUCUUCAGGGCCCUCUUGUAUACAAGAACUGAUUAAUUGUUAUUGUAUUUGUGUGCCAAGUAUGUGUCUCGGUGUUGUAUGACGUAUUUGUAUUUUAUAUUAUAUAAAUAUAGAGAAUGAUUGGUGCGGUUCACUUAUUAUACACUUAUGCUAUUUGUAACUUUUAUUACAGUACAGAACUAAACAGUUUUCAAGAGGCAAUUAAUUAUCCUAUUAUAGCUGGUUAAUUAAAGAACGUCUUACUAUUUUAAAAUACUAGUAAUGCAAUAAAAAAGAAGCAUAUAGGCUUAAUUAAUACAGGAAAAAAAGAGGUUCCAAGAAAGUGCGUACUUUCAUUGUAAUUGCAGACUUGUUUUGUGUAACUACAGUAGACUGUAGUAUCUCUGUCCUGUACUGUUUUAAUGGAAUUUUAGAAACAGGAGUGAUAAUGUAUUGAUGUAUAUGCCCGGACUGGCCAACCAUAUAUAUUUUAUCGCCGUCAUCUUCUUUAUAUAGUGUUUCAUAUUUGUGCUUAGCUUAAAUUCACAGGUGCUCGUCCAGUUAUUGUGACUAGUGGGCAAUCCCUUCCUCUUAACCUAAGAAAUUAUAACUCCACAGAUAUCAAUUGUGAUAAAAACAACAACAAAAGAUAAACUGCUACAUUAGGAUUACAUGAAAUAUUUCAGAGUUUCUCCCUUUUCAUUCUGGUGUUUGGACCUAAUGGAUAAAUACUGCACGGGCACGUGUCUCACUUGCGGCAUAUCUACUGUAUACUUAUUAUACUUUGUAAUAAAAUGAUGCAUAGGUUUAUAA
This is a messenger RNA of Mercenaria mercenaria, 3443 nucleotides long. RefSeq lists its product as uncharacterized. Bases 262 to 978 code for a protein of 238 amino acids. Lineage: Eukaryota; Metazoa; Mollusca; Bivalvia; Venerida; Veneridae. The transcript has 4 exons. The record is from RefSeq and is a predicted model, not a curated record.